Molecule: messenger RNA, 1601 nt
Organism: Mangifera indica (mango)
Lineage: Eukaryota; Viridiplantae; Streptophyta; Magnoliopsida; Sapindales; Anacardiaceae
Exons: 6
Coding region: 390-959 (189 amino acids)
Source: RefSeq, a predicted model, not a curated record
UGACCGCUAGAAUAUACUGGCAUAUCUUUGUUUUCUAAUGGUGUCUUGAAUCUUUUUUCAUUUUUAUAUGCUGGUUUUGCAUCGCUUAUUACUUUUUAGUCAAAUUCUGCAAAUCUCCAGUCAAGUGGUACUUGUAGGAAGUUUCACACCUGUGCUAAAAUAUUAUCUCUCAGCUGCCCCAAAUAUAAAAAGAAUAUCUGUUGUCAUUUUAAGAAUAUAUUUUUGAGCAAGUGAAAAUUGAAAGUUAAACCUUCUUGGGGCUAUUUAUGUGGAUGUUUAAUUAAUUAUUUUCUUAACACCAUGCUCACUAGGAAGGUUGUUUGUUACUGUUCUAUUUUUUUCUCAAGAUUUAUGGAACACAUUGUCGUAGCAUUUUCCAGGAAUUGACCAUGGAGAUUCAAGAGUUUGAGAAGCAAAAGGACAAACUUGAAACUGAAUUGAAAAGGGAAGAACGAGAGCAGUUUGAUGAUGCAAGCAAUGAGAUAUUAAUGUACUUGAAGUCAAAGGAAGACGAUCUUUCAAGAUCGAGUGCUUCAUGUAAAACAGAAGCAAAUGUGGUCAAUAUAUGGCUUAAAUUUCUGGAAGACACCUGGAAUCUCCAGACAGCACAAAACGAUAGCAGGGAGAAGCAGGUCGUGUUAGAAGUAGCACAAAGGAUCGACAAGGAAAGUCCAAAAACAAGAAUUAAAAGAAAAGCUCUUGAAGAGGAAUAUUUGAAUCUGGAAGGAAAGUUUUUAACUGCUCUAAGUAUAGUGGAUGCAAUGCAAAAACAAUUUUGCAUGCAGAGUGAAGGCAUUUACAGGAAAGAAACUGAAGGGGUCAGAGAGCUAUUUGAUGCUCUUGCAAAAAUAAAAGAGGAAUUUGAAUCCGUUGAGAGGCUGACUUUGAAAGUUGAGACUCCAACACUAAGACUACAAUCACGAUUGCCUGAUAAAAAUUUAUCUCCUACCUCCAGCUAAAUUUCUGAAGCACAGAACAAACGAGAGAAAGUUGAGUUUUACUUGAUUAACAAAGACCAAGUGUCGGACAUGACUGCAGAAUUGGAGAAACUAGAUUCAGAUUUUGGGAGGAGUAGCAGAGGCAAUUCCUCAGAAGAUAUUUCUGAUUGGGAGUUUGACGUACAUGAUAAGGAUCUACAAAUCAGUGGUUAAACAACCAGGACAUACACUUAGUAUAGGUAAAUCUUUGUUAACUUUAUUGCAAGGUGAUGCACAUUGAGAAACCCAGAUUUCUCCAUACCGGAUGGAUAUCUAAUCACUUAUUACCAAGUCCAAGUUCAAGAAAAAUUGGUGAUGGAACUGGGUGUUCACAGAUUUAUUUGAUGUGUAAUGAUCGAAUUUCUGAUGACCAAAUGUAGAUAACCUGGUGGAAGUAUCUUUUGAUUAUACAAGAUAUCAGAAAGAUUUGAUUGAGCAAGGAGUAUUUGUUAGCAACACUGAGGAAAUGGCAAAGGAUUUUGACCUUGUAUCUUUACAUGACCCAUUUAGAGCUGCAAGUGGGUAUUAUUCCUCAACCUCUCUCUCUAUAUAUAUGCCUCUUUCAUUUUCAUUUGUAUUAAGCUAUAUUCUCUUGGUUAAUUCUUUUCAAAAUUGAAAUUCAUU